Aspergillus glaucus CBS 516.65 is the source of this 1971-nucleotide messenger RNA. RefSeq names its product transcription factor domain-containing protein. Gene Ontology annotation, molecular function: DNA-binding transcription factor activity, RNA polymerase II-specific; DNA binding; zinc ion binding. The transcript is spliced from 8 exons. The coding region runs from base 1 to 1971 and encodes 656 amino acids. NCBI's taxonomy places the organism in Eukaryota, Fungi, Ascomycota, Eurotiomycetes, Eurotiales, Aspergillaceae. The record is from RefSeq and is a predicted model, not a curated record. Gene Ontology annotation, biological process: DNA-templated transcription; regulation of DNA-templated transcription.
AUGACAUUGACUGCAAAUGCGGGUAUCAAGAAAUCAUUCCGUGCGCGAGCAUGCGAGAAUUGCCGGCUGCGAAAGAUCCGAUGUGACAAGGAGUCACCAUGUUCCAGCUGUAGUACGCUGGAUAUAGCAUGUAGCUCCGCUGGAUCCUCGAGCGCGUCUCGAGACCGGCCAGCCCAGCCUCAGCCUCGAGCAGCUUUGAACCAGUACGAGCACAAAAUCGACCUGAUCCAAGAACAAUUAUCUGCAUUACAACGCACAGUCCAUGAUCUAACCCGGCCGUCUGUUCCGGCUGCAGCUCCGAAUCCACCGUCAUAUCAAGUCUCCUCGACGCCGGCGUUCGAGGGGCAAUCGUCUUUUAACAGUGAAACGCGUCUUGCAAGAGAUGUUGCGUAUUCGGCUGUUGCAGGGCUGCACAGCGAUAGACCGAAUGAGGAUGUUUCUGCUGCUCUGGCGUCGCUGAAACAUAGCUUGGAUAAACAUAAUCCAGCGCAGCCACAGGCGGAGAGACAGGUUACUGAUUCUGUGCAGUUGGGGGAGCAGUUAUUACCGGUUGCGUUCGUCGUUGCUGUUGUUAAGAAGAUUAAAACACAACCACCAUUCUGCCUCGUCAGUCAUUCGUGGCGAGAUUACCUGCAAAUCGAAUCCCUCUGCCAGUCGAUUUACUUCCCCUCUGCUCCGGUCCCGGCUGGUUCGCUUACACUCUUGCAUGGACUGCUCUACUUUGUCAUUCGUGAUUAUCUGCACGAAGAUGACCCCGAUCUUGCCAAGUUCGAUGCCUCGACGUAUUGCAAGUUCUGCGAGGAUCGCUUUUCCGCUGGUCUCAAGAGUUAUGAGAUGAUGAUGGACCCAACACUUGAGAAGAUUCAAGCUCUUCUUCUUGGGGUAAUACAAGCACAAGAAGAAUCCAAUAUCCAGCUUUGCUGGACAUAUCUCGCAUUGGCGUUCAACAUGUGUCAGACUAUGGGAUUGCAUAGACGGGGUACUCUCCAGCACGAGUCCUUGGCUCUGGCUGAAGUGAAACGUCAUGCGUUCUGGUCGUUGUAUACCGUUGAUAAGCAUAUAUCUCUCAACUUAGGGGUUACGUCGCAUUUUCAAGAUCAUGAUAUUGAUGCGGAUUUAUUUACGCCAUCGGAUAAACCGCAGCAGCUUCCGUGGGAUGUGAUGACUCUUGUUACCGUCGAGUUUUCGAGACUCCAAGGACAGGUUUAUGACCGGUUAUAUUCUACAUCUGCUUCGAAUGCGAAUGUAACCGAAAGGUCUGAGACCAUCGAGAAGCUAUCUAGUGACUUAAUGGCAGUACGGGAUAAGCUACUGGCAAUCGAUGUAAGCCAAGGCCUCUACGCCGACUCGCUUCACGGAAUGGCCGCGUGUGCCGAUUUUAUCACUUAUUCUAUCCAAACCAUAAUCCACCGCGCUCAGACCCGUCCUAGCAAUGCAAUGGCUAUAUCAACCAAAUGCUUCGACGCGGCUACGCUGGCGUUACAAAGCCACCUCAAAUGUUUUGCGUAUUUCCGGGACCGAAAGAUCCAUAAACAAGCCGAAUAUGUCAACUGGAUCCUUCUCUAUCCUUCCUUUACACCGUUUGUCAUCGUCUUCACCCACGCCAUAACAACCGCCUCCCCAACCUCCCUCACCCUCCUCCACGAAACGGUAACAUCCCUAGAUCUAAUCAAAACCCUCUCCCGCGGCUCCCUCCACCUCUACGAAAUCUGCACCGCCUUCGUCAAAACUGCCCGGGCCCUCCUCGACUCCUGCCAAACCCUCACCGGCCUGGAACAGCAUCAUGAUGGAUUAUUGCUUGCGCAGGCGGAUGCUGGGAUUAAUAUCUCGUUGCCGGAUGUUACUGGGACGGUGGAAGGGGGUAUGGAUGGUGGGUGGAUGAACAGUGCGGAUAUUGAGAUGUUUUUGAAUGAUUUUAUUGGGUCAAAUCGGUCUGCUAUGGAUAUUUUGGGGUCGAGUUAUAUGAGUUAG